GUUAGCUUGUCCCUUUAUGCAUUGUGGUAUAGAUGCUUCCUGUAGAUGUGUAGUGCAUGCCACAAAAUAAGUCGCUUUGUGUCGUUCUGUUCUUCCUGUUCCACUCUGUAGGGCACGUUAGCAACGCUUUUUCAACAGUGGCUGAACCAUGGGUGUGGUCGCCUAUGUAAAAUUAAUGUUGUUGUGAUAGGCUACACUCCGCUAACGCACGGGAGCCACUAGAGCAGCAGCAGAGAAGCACCGCGACACCUGCACUGAUCAGUUCACUGUGGCAAAGUAAGUUCAUAUUAGGGGUGAAAAAUACCAGUUGACAAGAUUGCAAUGUCUGCUGAAACCAAGGCUACCCCUGUCCAUUCCACAAAUGCUGAUGUCAUCCCAGUCCAGACCAAUAUAAAGGCUCACCCAAGAAGCUCUUUAAUUGCCCCUGUGCUUGCUAGCAACACAUUCAAUGCUUCAGUUAAUUUAAACUUCUAUGCUGACACAAGACAUACAGCAGAACAAAGCCCAGCUGUAGUGAAUGACCAUGUGAAAACAAUCCUGAAAACUGUUUUAAUGAACCAUAAAACUAGACUGAAGAAGAAGUUCACAUUCUUUUGUGAGGGUGAUUCUAAGGUUGAGCACAAAACCCUCUUAAACAGCAUUUACACAGGACUCUUUAUAACACAAAGACAGGACAGAAGAGUGGAGGAACAUAAGAAUGAAAUUUGUCAGGUUGAGCAAAAAUCAAGGCAGAAGUCCCAGCAUCAUACUCCUAUACUCUGCAAUGACAUCUUCAAAGAAAUUUCUCAUUGUAAACCAAGUACAGAAUUAAAAGAGAAAGCUGAAGAAGAGGCAGCUGAAGUGGAAGACAUCAGAAUUGUGCUGACUAAAGGUAUUGCAGGCAUUGGGAAAACUGUCUCUGUGCAGAAGUUCAUUUUGGACUGGGCUGAAGGAAAAGCCAACCAGGACAUAGAUCUCAUGAUUGUAAUGCCUUUUCGAGAGCUGAAUGUGGUGGAAGCUGACCAGUUUAGUCUGUGUAAACUUAUCUGCAUUUUCAACCCUGAACUGAAAGAUCUACCCACAGAGAUGUAUGACAAAUGUAAAAUUAUCUUCAUUCUCGAUGGUCUAGAUGAAUUUUAUUGCCCACUGAAUUUCCACCAAAAACUGGUCUCCAAUAUAAAUGAAGUAUCUUCAGUUGACAAACUUUUAAUGAACUUAAUCAAAGGAACUCUCCUCCCAUCUGCUCAAAUCUGGGUAACCUCCCGACCAGCAGCAGCCAAUCAGAUCCCCUCUUGCUAUAUCAACCGUGUGACAGAAGUUCAGGGAUUCAGUGAUUCACAGAAAGAGGAAUACUUUAGGAAAAAAAUCAGAGACCAAGACAAAGCCGAGAAAAUCAUUUCACACAUUAAGACAGCAAGGAGCCUCCACAUCAUGUGCCACAUACCUGUCUUCUGCUGGAUCACAGCAACAUUGCUACAGCAAAUCCUGAAUGAAGAUGCCUGUGCAAAAAUCCCUCAAACUCUGACUGAAAUGUACACACACUUCCUGUUCAUUCAGACAAAGAGGAAGAACCAGAAGUAUGAUGAGCGGGAAGUGAGUGAUCCUGAGAAACUGAUGAAAUCUAACAGACAGAUGCUUCUGAAACUGGCUGAACUGGCUUUUAAACAGCUGAUGAAGUGCAAAGUUAUAUUUAGUGAAGAAGACCUGAGAGAGUGUGGUAUUGACGUCACUGAGGCCUCAGUGUACUCUGGGAUAUGCACUGAGAUCUUCAAAGAGGAAUCUGUGCUUUACCAAAGGAAGGUCUACUGCUUUGUGCAUCUGAGCUUUCAGGAGUUCCUGGCUGCUUUGUAUGUCUUCCACUGCUAUUUAAGCCAGAGCACAGGGGCACUGCAGUUCUUCAUGCAUGAUGAGUCAAACAAUGUGGACUGUCCUGAGGGUGUUCCACAGGAUCAUGACCACAUGAAGCUGAAAAAGUAUGUAACCAUUUCACUAGAUGAGCUGCUAAGAAAAGCAGUGGAUAAAGCCCUAAAGAGUCAGAAUGGACACUUGGAUCUUUUCCUCCGUUUCCUGCUGGGCAUCUCAUUAGAAUCUAAUCACAGACUUCUGCAAGGACUGUUGACAGUCACUAAAAACAACGCAGAGAGCAUUAGGAAAACUGUAAGGUACAUCCAGGAUCGGAUAAGAGGUACAUCAGUGAAAGAGAAGAAGCAGAUGACAAAGAUGAAAGUGGAUACUUCCAUUAAUCUCUACCUCUGCCUGGCUGAAAUGAAUGAUCAGUCUCUUCACAGUGAGAUUCAGCAAUAUCUAAAAUCAAAGGAUCGUUCAGAGUAUCUCUCUCCUGCACACUGCUCAGCAGUAGCUUAUAUGCUACAGCAGUCAGAUGAGCUGCUGGAGGAGUUAGACUUGAAGAAAUACAACACAUCAGAGGAGGGUUAUAGGAGACUGAUCCCAGCAAUUACAAACUGCAGAAAGGCUCUACUGGCUGGCUGUUGUCUGAAUGAGCAAUCCUGUGAAACUGUGGCAACACUGCUAGAAUCUGGAACUUCGACAUUAAAAGAACUAGACCUCAGUUAUAACCACUUGCAGGAUUCAGGAGUGAAAUUACUGUCUGCCGGGAUGAAGAGCUCAAACUGUAAACUGGAGAUACUGAGACUAGCUGGUUGUAAUCUAAGUAAGCAGUCUGCUGAAUCUGUGACCUCAGUACUACAAACAGAAAAUUCUUCCCUGAAAGAAUUGGACUUCAGUUACAAUGAGCUGCAUGAUUUAGGAGUGGAGCUUCUCUCUACUGGACUGAAGAGUUUACACUGUAAACUAGAAUCACUCAGCCUAGCUGUCUGUAAGCUCACUGAGCAGUCCUGUGAAAUUGUGGCCUCAACUCUGCAAUUUUCCAAUUCAUCACUGAAAAAGUUGGACCUCAGUAACAAUGACUUGCAGGAUUCAGGAGUGGCGCUGCUCUAUGCUGGACUGAGAAGUCCACACAGUAAACUGACGACCCUGAGAUUGUCUGGUUGUUUGGUUACAGAGGUAGGCUGCUCUUUUCUGGCUUCAGCUCUAGGUUCAAAUCCCUCAUACCUGAAAGAACUAGAUCUGACUUACAAUCACCCUGGAGAAGCAGGAGUGAACCUGCUGUCUGCUAGACUGGAGGAUCCAUACUGCAGCUUGGAGACACUCAGAUUGGAUCGCUGUGGAGAGUGGAGGAUCAAACCAGGACUAAAGAAAUAUUCCUGUGAUCUCACUCUGGACCCAAACACAGCACACAGACGUCUCUCUCUGAGUGAGGAGAACAGGAAGGUGGUGUGUGUGAGAAAGGAGCAGUCGUAUCCUGAUCAUCCAGAGAGAUUCGAUUGCAGGUUUCAAGUGAUGUGUAGAGAGAGUCUGAGUGGACGCUGUUACUGGGAGGCUGACUGGAGUGGAGAUACAGAUAUAGCAGUGACAUAUAAAGGAAUCGGGAGGAAAGGGAGGAGCCGUGAGUGUAGAUUUGGAUACAAUAGAAAAUCUUGGAGACUGAGCUGUUACAAUAACGGUUAUGCUGCCUGUCAUGAUGAUAAAAUCACUGAAAUAUCUGUCCCUUCAACUUGUUCCAACAGAGUAGGAGUGUAUCUGGACUGGAAGGCUGGCACGCUGUCAUUUUACAGCGUCUCCGCUGACACACACACACUGACACAAUUACACACAUUCCACUGCCUAUUCAAUGAGCCCCUCUAUGCAGGGUUUGGGUUUGGUUAUGACUCCUCAGUGUGUGUUUGUCAGAUAGAGAAGCCUCCUGUGCCCUAGAGAAACAUAUCUCACUUCACAUUUGGAAAAAUUCCCACAUAUAAAAGUCUUUUCUCUCCUUUUGUCUCUUGUCACUUCUCUACAGACCUAACAUAAAAAAUCUCACAUUAUUCCUUUGUUAUUAUAGCCAUCUCUGUACAUUUUUCACUUUAUUUGUUUAGUUUUCAAAAAAGACAAAGAAAAUAUGAAAAAAGGAAAAAAAAACAACAAAAAAGGGGAACAGAAUACUGCCUGCAAGACUUAUAACAGCAGUACACAGCAUAAAUACAUUAAAUUUACAUUUCACCAAAUUACAAUGAAUGGUCAUAAAGCAGACAGUGUCAAUGUGUAUUUAAUUUUCAUCUGGAAUAUCUCCUUUUCUGUGUCAAAAUACUGACUUUGUUUGGGGGAUCAGUCUCACCAGUUUCUAUUAAAUGCAUUAUUAUUUGCUAUGAGGAACAAUCUUGCCAAGUAUCUGUACUCCUUCAGUACAACCCAGGUGAAAUGCUGCCCAGGUACAUUAUGUUACCCCUCUUUGGAAUUGUGUAUUCACAGUGAGCUUGGCCCUUUCCCAAAACUGAUCUAAUUUUUGGCAACUCUAGAAAAUAUGUGCAUUGUUUGCACCAAAGAUUCCACUCUGCCACCACAUGUUUUUGUACUAACAACUAUUUAAUUUUAUUUUUAAG
Colossoma macropomum (tambaqui) is the source of this 4418-nucleotide messenger RNA. Its product is annotated as NACHT, LRR and PYD domains-containing protein 12-like. Gene Ontology annotation, molecular function: protein binding. The transcript is spliced from 11 exons. Lineage: Eukaryota; Metazoa; Chordata; Actinopteri; Characiformes; Serrasalmidae. The record is from RefSeq and is a predicted model, not a curated record. Bases 322 to 3753 code for a protein of 1143 amino acids.